Molecule: messenger RNA, 5592 nt
Organism: Darwinula stevensoni
Lineage: Eukaryota; Metazoa; Arthropoda; Ostracoda; Podocopida; Darwinulidae
Source: the annotation of a GenBank genome assembly
AUGUCUUCCUCUUCAAGGGGUGUCCUGUUUGAUGGGGAAGAGUUGUACCAUGUGGAGAACGAAAAGGGGAGAGAGAAAAAUCACGUCCUUCUCGCCCAGUCUCAUCUGAAGCCUCGAAAUUGGACAUGCGGAUAUCCCGAUUCCGAGCGAAAGGAGUCGAUAGGCCUUCGUCAUCAUCUACUCCAUAGGGGGAAAAGGUCCGUGUCGAAAGGAGAGGAAAAGGCAGAUGACAUCAAAGACCCGUGGAAUGCCAAAGAAAAUUCCCGCUUUGUGGAGUUGGUUCUUGUCGUCGAUAAUGCAAUCUACAAGUCUCAUGACGGGAACAGGACACGAAUCAUCGAUCGCUGCAAGAAAAUCGCUAAUAUUGUCAAUGCACUUUAUGCCCCGCUGAAUAUAUUUGUGGCUUUGGUGGGAGUUGUGAUAUGGACAGAACUUGACGAAAUCACCCUCAAGCCCAAUGGAGAUGAAACACUAACAAAUUUCCUCCACUAUCGACGAGAGAGACUGGUCGCUGAGAUCCCCAAUGACAAUGCCCAACUCCUCACGAACAUCCAAUUUGAAGGUGGGGUGGUUGGAAAGGCCCUGAAAGGCCCCAUAUGCACUUUCAAGUUCAGUGGUGGAGUGAACAUGGACCAUAGUCAAACAGUUGGACUUGUUGCCACCACUGUAGCACAUGAAAUGGGUCAUAACUUUGGCAUGGAACAUGAUGAAGAAGAGUGUGAUUGCCCUGAGUCUAGGUGUAUCAUGGCACCUUCAUCCAGCUCAUUGAAGACAACACAUUGGAGCUCAUGCAGCAGAGAGUAUCUUGCUCUGGCCUUUGCUCAUGGAAUGGAAUAUUGCCUCCGGAAUCGCCCAAGGACUAUGAUUGGGCCUGUCUGUGGCAAUGGAUUUGUUGAACCUGGAGAACAAUGUGACUGUGGACUCCCAGAAUUCUGUGAUAAUCGUUGCUGUGAUCCAACUACCUGCAUGCUCACCCGUAACUCCACCUGUGCCACUGGGCAAUGCUGUGAUCUCAAUAUUCUUUGUUUAGCCUGGGUAUUGUUCUUUCCAUUUCCUCAGACUUGUAAACCAAAGAAGGCCUCAACAUCAUGUCGCCCUGCUCUGCACGAAUGUGACUUGCCAGAGUUUUGCACAGGGAACUCAGAAUUCUGUCCGGAAGAUACCCACAAACAAGAUGGGUCCACCUGCCAUGAUGGCAAGGUAGGCCUUCUCCCAGCUUACUGCUAUGCUGGAUCAUGCCGCACACACACAGAUCAAUGUCGAAUGCUCUGGGGUCCAACAGGCCGAUCCUCUGACGACAGAUGUUACAAACGCAACACCAAGGGAGAUCGGCAUGGGAACUGUGGCUAUUUCCACACUAAUGAAACCUUCACUCCUUGUGCAGAAGGGGAUGUGAUGUGUGGUAUGCUGCAUUGUUCUCAUCGCAACGAACGACUGGAAUUUGGUAUGGAAAGUGUUUCCAUUCUCUCACAUACCUUCAUUCAGAGAGAGCGAGGAGUGAUACCCUGUAGAACAGCCAUUGUUGACCUUGGUUUGGACCAAGUUGACCCUGGCCUAACUCCUGAUGGUGCCAAAUGUGGAGAGGGAAAGAUGUGUGUAAAGCAAAAGUGCAGGUUGGUGGAGUCUGUUCAGUCUCCCUCUUGCUCUGGAGGUUGCUUCAACCAUGGAGUGUGCAAUUCCAAGGGGCAUUGCCAUUGUGAUGUGGGCUAUGCACCUCCACAUUGCAUGGAACCUGGUCCUGGUGGAAGUGUUGACAGUGGUCCUGCUAGUGACUCUUCUGGUUUGAGUGGCUUUGUGAUAGCCAUGUACAUCAUCUUCCUGGGAAUUCUACCCAUUGCUUCCAUUUUGGCAUGUCUCAUAUUUUAUGGUCGUCGGGAGAAUAUCAAGAUAUGGUGCCGAAACCCAGCACAGAAGACAGGAACUGGUUCCAAGUUUCCUGGUUUUCCAUCCUUCCCCCGCAAGCCCCAUUCUGCUACCCGCAACUCUGGUCCUCAUGGCUCCCUUGACAUUUCCAGUCCCAUUCUGGAGAGCCCAAGCCACAAUGCUAAGAACUCCUUGCUUCUGCAUGAACCAGCCCUGAAGGGCGAGAUCCUGGCAAAUGGUGAAGUAGACUCCAGCCCUCUUUCCCCAGGUCACUACAGAGGUUUUUCAUUUCAACCACUGCAUGGUAAAGAGCCUGAAAAUCGUCCCACUGCAGUUGUGGCCCCAGUAUCCCACAGUCGGCCCACCAGCCCCAAUGGAUCUGCAGCCAAAUUGAAGCCAGCUCGACCAGCUCCACCUGUUCCUGCAAAAAAUCCUGAUUGUGCAAGUGAAAAUACAACCCAUAAAAUUGCUCACCCUUCAUCCAUUUUGAAAGCAAUUAGUAGUAAUUCUUCUGGAACUUCACCAGCCAAUGAUAGUCAUAGAAAUUCCAAUACCAGAGUCUCCUUUACCCUGAAAGACCAAUGUCGACCAACAAUCAGUGGCCCCAUCCUGAACCAAACUUCAGCCAACCUAUCAGUUGCAAACUUGACUGAAACUCGGCCAGAAGGAGUUUCACAUGUUGCUGGCUCACCAGCUAUUGUAUCCCUGGUGGGUCAUGAAUCAACAGAUGAGAAGCAGAACUUAGUGUCAGAAAGAGUGAAGAGAUUUGAGUCAAAUCCAGUUGUGGAGGUGCCACCAGUGAAGGUGAUCAGAGAUACUGUGAAGAGCAGCAGUGAGACUGGAAGUGUGUCUUCAGAAACUGAUUCUGACAAGACAUCUUCAUCCAUGUCAAAAUGGGCAUCUCGUCUGGUCCCAAACAUCUCACUUGGACGAACACUUUCCUCACGGCUAGCCAAUCAGCAAGAGAAGCCAAAACCUGUAAAGAAACCAGACAAACACAAGUUCAGUACUCUGCCCAGAAACAGCAAGUUCAAGAAUCUUCCAAGGGUGGAUAGGGAAAUUCUUCGUGGUUUGGAGAUCUCAAAUCCCAUACCUCAAAAAGAGAUUGAUGUGCCUGCCUUGACAAUCCCGGUGAAAUCCUUGAUGGGGCAGACACAGCCACAGAGGAACUCUUGGUCACCAACAUCUCCUGAGGCUCCUACAGAUCCAAGCCUUUCUCGUGGUGAGAGUAUGAGAGCUGCUACACUCACUCCAAAACCUCAGAUUCCUCAUUUUGGCUCACUUCGAGGCGCCAAGCGACCAUUGAGUGUUCCCUCAGCCCGACCCACAUCUCCACCUCCACGACCUCCACCAGUUAAGCAGGAGGAGCUUCACUAUAUAAACGAAAAUGCUGCCUCUCAGCCAUUGUCUUUAAUUGAAGAAGAGUGCACAUCCCUAAAUGGGAACAUUUAUGAGAAGAUUGAUGAAGGUAGCCCUGACAAAGAUUUUAAAGGUUCUGCUCCUUCUCACAACUCAUCAGCUGAUGACUUGUUUUCUACCAAUACCAGAACUAAAAGUGAUGAUAAUCUUUCAGCUGGAAGUUCCGAAAGUACUGGUUUGCUGUCAGAAAUCUUAUCAGAGUUGAAGACCAGGAAUGUAGUGCAAACAGGCACAAAGACUGAGGCUGAGAAGUCACUUGGAGGGAUGGACACUCAAUGUAACGGUGAUGGUCACAAUGUAGGGCCCACAUAUUCAAAUGUUGUUUCUACCCCUGUUGCAACUGUUGCAUCAACACUUACAUCCUCCAUCAACACAAUGCAAACUUCAAAGCCAUUAUUUUCCUCCUCUUCCAGUUAUAAGCCCUCCAGACAUGAAGCAUCAGCAUUAUCCACUUUGGGGAACCUAUCUGGGUUAGGGGCUUCUUCAGUGACAAAGCCAAAGUUGGAAACAACUUCAUCACUGACCUCAACUCCAGCUAUGAGUGCAUCCAUUGUCAAACCUGCUUUCUCCUUUCGACCUGUUACUUCUGCUUUCAACUCUUCCAAGGCAAACUUAUCAACUAAGCCUAUGAUGACACCCAUGCUGCCAAGUUCAAGUUCUGGUCUUCUGAAACCAUCAAAAUUGAAUCAUGGCGCAACACCCUCCUUGGUACCUGCAAGUACUCCCUCCUUAAUCUCUACUUCUAUUUCCCCUGCUGCUUCCAGUGUAACCAAAUCCUCAUUGGAAGCAUCUGCAACAUCCCCUUAUACUGUAGCAGCCAAGGAAGCCAUGAGUAAGACUCCUGCCUCUUCAAAAAGCAUGCCCACAACAAGUGUACCAAAGCUCAGUACCUUUAGUUCCAUGUCAUCAUCACCAUCAUCAUCCAUGUCCACAGUAUCAGAUGAAGUCAAACUUGCUACUAAGUCAUUUGCCCCACCCUCUACACAAACAGUCCCUAGUACUGUCAAUAAGUCUGUAACAAUAGCUGAUUCCACUGUGAAAUUUACUACUUUCAAACCCAUUGAUGCUGCAUCAGCUGUGGAUAGUGGGAGAACUGAAGAAGGAGCAGGAUCAAAGCUUGCACUGACCCAAACCAAAAUACCAGCUGUGUCAAAAGUAGUGCCCUCAGGGAAACCAGAGAUCAGCAAAGAAGGAAAGCCCUCAACAUGUACUAAACCUCCAGUUAGUGCUGUGAAACCAUUGUUGGCACGAAGUCGAAUCCCACCACUGAAGGAUGGGAGCAAGGAAAAUGUGAACAUUGCAUUGGAUGUUCUUCAUGGUAAUGUGUCAGGAGACAUAUCAUUGGCCAGUAAUGUUGGAAAGAGCAGUCAUGUGUCCAGCUUGCAGCAGAGGUUUGAGAAAACCUCUAAUUCCAAAAUACCCACUCCAAGUCAAAAGAGCUGAUCAAAUGAUUAGUUAGCUUUGGUGAAAAAGAUGCUAGGUUGUGGGAUUUUAAUUUAUUGAUUCUGACUGCUGGUGGGUUGACUUCAUUCAUAUGAUUAUGUUGUGCAUCUGCCAUCAGACCCAAUGCUGAUAUUGGCAAAUGUAUCAUAGCAUAUGAUUAUUCUCAACUGUUGCUGGCAGUACAGGAUAUUACGUAAUGCUCAUGUGAUUUUAUUGUAUGUGUAUGUGGCAGGUUCUCCCUCCUUCCACCAGAGCUUCUUAGGCUUCCCUUUCCUGCUUUUCAUACCUGCAGACUUUGCUGGAGGCAUGGACAAUCUGCUUUGCACAUAUUAUAUUGUCUUGAAAGGUAUUGUUUUGAGAGAAAUAGUAUGAUGAAUAUGAACAUACUCAUACCAUAUUGCAACCAUUAUAUGAUUAGAAUUCCAGCAAAAUCCCUCUACAGACUUAUUCUGGUGCCUUUGUUAUUAUCAUUGCAGAUGGAAGUACCUGUAUAGUAUUUUCCACUUGAAGAAUAGACUUUUGUCAUCUGUACAGCUAUGGGCAAUGAGAAUUCUUUUCUUGUUGUAAGUUGCAGAUUUUCCAUUUUUUAUGGAGAGAUACACCUCAAAGUAUUUUCAUCAGCUGCAAGAUUUCCUGUCUUCGAUCUCAGGCAUGACAUCAGUCCUUUCUGCAAAUGGAUUAUACUAUCUGUGCUGUGUUAGAUAGAGUGACAAUAACAUCUUGUCAUGAAUGGAAUUCAGGUAUAAAAUGGAGAUGUUUCUCCCUGGAUUAAGAAGGAAGAGUUUUGAGAAGUGUGAUGAGAUGAGUGACAGCUGUGCCUGAAAAGGUCUCAUUUUUAUAAUAAAAUGCUCCUCUUUUUGCAAGGAC